GUCGGUCGGCCGGCGCAGGUGUGGUGAUGGGCGCCUCGAGUAUAAAUAGCGUGGAGUGGAGCACCGUCAACAGCGGAUUCGCAGGGUGCUCACCUUUCAUCGCCUCACGUCUUUAGGCCAGCUCGGUUUGCAAAGCAAGCAUGUCUGACAAGUACGUGCCCACGGGUCUGGAACUCACCAUCGCCUCCAUGAUGGGGAUCUUCAAGGCGUAUGCCGGCAAGGAUGGCGACAGCUCCAGGCUCUCCAAUGCCGAGCUGAAGUGCCUCCUUACCAAGGAGCUGCCCGGAUACCUUCAGAACGCCAACGACUCGGCGGCGAUCGAGAAGGAGAUGAAGAAUCUGGACGAAGAUGGCGACGGCCAGGUGGACUUCAAAGAGUUCAUCAUCUUCAUCGCAGCCCUCACGGCCGCCUGCUACGACGCCAUCGAGGCGCAGGCCUCAAAGUCUCCGGUCAAGAAGUGAUUUGAUUUCCCCCCCCCCCCCCCCCCCCCCCAGAUGCAAGCGGUGGGGUGGUGGGUGUUAGGGGGUCUGUGGUGGAGGGGGGGGGAGUGCCCAGAGUGCUGACACUCGCAAGGAAAUUCUGCGUGGCACGUUGAAGACUGUGGCUUUUGGGGUGAGUUAGUUCGGGUUGUGUACUGUUAGUUUUCGGGAUCGUGACGCUACCCUAGUGAAUUGGAUCGUUGCUUCAAGCGUUUGGCCGUAGGGGUGUGUGACGGCCUCUAAUGUCGCGCGAUGCAGACCCCAGACUUUAGCUCGUUAAUUCCUCGAGCCGCUUUUCAUUUUGAUGGCACGUUCAUCGCCGCGGUAGUGAUAAGUUGAGUGGGGGGGG
Molecule: messenger RNA, 828 nt
Organism: Petromyzon marinus (sea lamprey)
Lineage: Eukaryota; Metazoa; Chordata; Hyperoartia; Petromyzontiformes; Petromyzontidae
Product: protein S100-P-like
Molecular function (GO): transition metal ion binding; calcium ion binding; calcium-dependent protein binding
Source: RefSeq, a predicted model, not a curated record